Meriones unguiculatus (Mongolian gerbil) is the source of this 484-nucleotide messenger RNA. RefSeq names its product WAP four-disulfide core domain protein 18-like. Gene Ontology annotation, cellular component: extracellular region. NCBI's taxonomy places the organism in Eukaryota, Metazoa, Chordata, Mammalia, Rodentia, Muridae. The coding region runs from base 54 to 302 and encodes 82 amino acids. The transcript has 3 exons. The record is from RefSeq and is a predicted model, not a curated record. Gene Ontology annotation, molecular function: peptidase inhibitor activity. Gene Ontology annotation, biological process: antibacterial humoral response; innate immune response.
UAGCUUUCCUGAGGGUAUAAAUUCCUUUGUGAGUCCAGCCAGCCAGAGCCACCAUGAAGACAGCCAUAGUCUUGGUUCUGGUGACUUUGAUGAUCAUGGGAAUGAACAUUGCCUGUGAUCUAGCUUCUCCAAAACCAACACAAAAACCUGGAGCUUGUCCCGAGGUACAGGGAAACACUGCUGUCAAGUGUGCUGAUCACUGCUCAGGAGAUGACACGUGCCCCGAGGAAAUGAAGUGUUGCAGCAUUGGUUGUGGUCAUAUCUGCAUGUCUCCUGACUUGGAAACUGCCGACAGCCCUUGAAAGAUGGAUUCUCUAAUUACAUGCACGACUGAUGGCCAGGCCCGGAAGAUUUCUUCUGAAUCCAUGGAGCCCGGGCUUGGCUACUCCCUGCUCUAGAACUGCAUCCUUGGAAGAUGAAGAGCUAUCACGUGGCCACCACUUCCUCACAUGCUUGUGUCCAAAAUAAACUCUCCUUAGCAUUC